ACGAGUACACAGCGGCUUGAACUGAUUUUUUAAUUAUAUUUAAGAUUUUUAAUAUUUUAAUAUUAUAAUAUUACAAAGAAUUAGGAAAUUUAAUAAUAUUACAUAGUGAAGUUCUAUUUUAUUUGUACAAUUAAUUUAUAUCAACUGUACGAAAAUGAAAAAUUCCGACGAUAUACAAAAGCACUCGGUGCAUACUUUAGUAUUUAGAUCUUUAAAAAGAACUCACGAUAUGUUUGUGAAUAAUCAAGGAAUGUUACCUCCAUUUGAUCCUGAAAUAGAUAAAUUUAUUAAAAAUAUAAAAGCCAGAGAUACUUAUGGUCCAAUUGUUGAUAGAGUGAAAAAUAUGAAAAUGAUGAAAGCACAAAGCGAGAAUGAUAAUCCUGAUCCUCCUCCGCCUGGAGAUGAAUCAUUUAAUGCAGUGGUACCUCAACAAAAUUCAAUGUCCAAUUCACUGGUACCAGUUACGCAAAAUAACUCGAGUGCUGCUUUGGCAAUUCCACAAAAGAAGGCACCUUCAAUGGCAAAACCAAAAUGGCACGCACCUUGGAAAUUGUAUCGCGUUAUAUCUGGUCAUUUAGGUUGGGUAAGAUGCUGUGCAGUCGAACCAGGAAACGAAUGGUUCGCCACUGGAUCCGCAGACAGAGUAAUCAAGAUUUGGGAUUUGGCAUCGGGAAAAUUAAAGGUAUCAUUGACGGGUCAUGUAAGUUCUGUGAGAGGUCUACAAUUUUCCGACAGACAUCCUUAUUUAUUUUCCUGUGGCGAAGAUCGACAAGUAAAAUGUUGGGAUUUAGAGUACAACAAGGUGAUUAGACACUAUCACGGUCAUUUAUCCGCUGUUUAUUCAAUGGCUCUUCAUCCCACACUUGAUAUUUUAUUGACUGCUGGUCGCGAUGCAACAGCAAGAGUUUGGGACAUGAGAUCGAAAGUUAAUAUUCAUACAUUAACGGGACACACAAAUACAGUUUCAAGUGUUAUUUGUUCUCAAUACGAACCACAGGUUAUUACCGGUAGUCAUGAUCAGACAAUAAGAUUAUGGGACUUGGCUGCUGGAAAAUCUCGAGCUACUCUCACCAAUCAUAAAAAGAGCGUUAGAGCUGUUGCCCAUCAUCCUGGAUUAUACGCCUUUGCCAGUGCUUCUCCUGACAAUAUUAAACAAUGGAAAUGUCCAGAUGGUAAAUUUAUACAAAAUUUAUCAGGACACAAUGCAAUUGUUAAUUGUUUAGCAAUUAAUCAAGAAGGCGUUCUUGUUUCUGGCGCUGAUAACGGGACAAUUCAUUUUUGGGAUUGGAGAACAGGUUAUAAUUUCCAACGAUUACAAUCACCAGUGCAACCAGGUUCAAUGGACAAUGAGGCUGGAAUUUUCAGUCUUACUUUCGAUAAAUCAGGCACAAGAUUAAUUACAACCGAGGCUGAUAAAACCGUUAAAAUGUACAAAGAAGAUGACACAGCGUCUGAGGAAACACAUCCAGUUAAUUGGCGACCAGAAAUUAUUAAGCGAAGAAAAUACUAAUAACUAUAAAUAUAUUUAUAAUUAUAAUAAAUUAGUUAAUUAAUUUAAGAUAUUUGAUUAAUUUUCGUAUUACUUUUGUAAUAGGAAAAAACAAUU
Messenger RNA from Leptopilina boulardi, 1606 nucleotides. It is a transcript of the gene Tango4, whose product is annotated as pleiotropic regulator 1. Gene Ontology annotation, cellular component: Prp19 complex; precatalytic spliceosome; catalytic step 2 spliceosome. Gene Ontology annotation, biological process: mRNA splicing, via spliceosome. The transcript is spliced from 10 exons. The record is from RefSeq and is a predicted model, not a curated record. NCBI's taxonomy places the organism in Eukaryota, Metazoa, Arthropoda, Insecta, Hymenoptera, Figitidae. Bases 155 to 1510 code for a protein of 451 amino acids. Gene Ontology annotation, molecular function: protein binding.